Setaria italica (foxtail millet) is the source of this 1192-nucleotide messenger RNA. Its product is annotated as casparian strip membrane protein 2. The transcript has a single exon. The record is from RefSeq and is a predicted model, not a curated record. Bases 304 to 945 code for a protein of 213 amino acids. Lineage: Eukaryota; Viridiplantae; Streptophyta; Magnoliopsida; Poales; Poaceae.
AUAAGCAAAUUAAGCAGUUGAUGAUUAAACUUGUGAAGCAAAUUAAGCAGUUGAUGAUUAAACUUGUGAAGCAAAUUAAGCAGUUGAUGAUGGAGUUGCAGAGAGCAGUUAGAAAGAAAGAAAGAUGGUGCAGGAGCAGGAAUUGGAGGAGCAACCACUCCUGCAAUAAACAAGCUGAUCAGCGCGAAACAACUCCCCUGUUUCUCCAGGUAUAAAUUUGCUCUCAUCCAAUACUACACAGCGCACUCAAAGAUUCAGACCAAAUCCCGGCAGAUUGUGCAGCAAACAAAACAAUCCAAACACAUGAGCGAGCCCGCGACCGUGAUCCACAUGGACGGCGGCAAGGCUCCUCCGACGACUGGUGAUGCCGCAGGCAGCAGCAGCAAGGCCGCUGGUCGUGGUCUCCCGCUGAUCCUGCGGUCCAGCGGCGGCGGCGGGUUCCGGCGGUGCCUGGCGGUGAUCGACUUUUUGCUGCGUGUGGCCGCGUUCGGGCCGACGCUGGCGGCGGCCAUCUCGACGGGCACCGCCGACGAGCGGCUGUCGGUGUUCACUCAGUUCUUCCAGUUCCACGCCCGUUUCGACGACUUCACGGCCUUCAUCUUCUUCAUGGUGGCCAACGCGGUGGCGGCGGGGUACCUGGUGCUGUCGCUGCCCUUCUCCGCCGUGGGCAUCGUCCGCCCCAAGGCCACCGGCGUGAGGGUGUUCCUUCUCGUCUGCGACGUGCUGGUCAUGUCCCUGCUGACGGCGGCCGGCGCCGCGGCAGCCGCCAUCGUGUACGUGUCGCACUGGGGCAGCCUGCGCGCCAACUGGGUGCCCAUCUGCAUGCAGUUCCACGGCUUCUGCCAGCGCACCAGCGGCGCCGUCGUCGCCACCUUCCUCGCCGUCCUCGUCCUGCUCGUGCUCAUCCUCAUGGCCGCCUGCUCCAUCCGACGACGCAGGCACUAGUCUAGGAAGCAAGCAAUUCUUGCUUGUUUCCGCUGGUGUGGUGAUUCCUCCCCUUCCAAGUUCCAACACCAACAGUGUGCUUUAUUUCCAUGCCUGGAUCGUGUAAGUGUAACAUCAAUCUACCAAAUGUGCUGUGUCAGUGUGUGUAAGUACAGUUCCAAUUUCCAACCAAGUGCUUGUAUGAAUAUGAUUGUUGCAACAUGUAUUGUGAAUUAAUAUUGGAAGAAGAAGCAACAGUUCCAAAUUA